AUGUACCUGAUGCUUGGAACGAGACCUGACCUGGCUUAUAGUGUGAGCUUCCUGUCUCAAACUCUCGCCACAGCGUCAACAGAAGAUGUAGUGCGACUAAAGCGAGUGCUAAGGUAUUUAGCAGGCACAUGUGACCUAGGCAUAAUCUAUCGUCCAAAAUUGUGCAGUGACAUAUUUGAUUGCUACAGCGAUGCAGACUUCGGAGGUUUCAACAAAACAGGACGGUCAACAUCUGAUGUACUUAUUACACAUGCAGAUGGAGCUAUCUCCUGGCUCAGCCAAAGACAGGUAGUGACUGCAACAUCUACAACAGAAGCAGAGCUGGUAGCUGCAACAGAAGCUGUGAAGGAGAUUGUCUGUGUAGACUUUAGAGGGAUGAGAAAGCUGAGUGAAGUUCCAGUCCUUAAGGUUGACAAUCUGGCAACAGUGAAACUCGCACACAACCCAGAGUUCCAUCAUCGCACUAAACAUAUGAAAAUAGAGUAUUUCUUUGUCCGAGAAAAGGUGUGGGAAGGAGAGUGA
Molecule: messenger RNA, 522 nt
Organism: Schistocerca nitens (vagrant locust)
Lineage: Eukaryota; Metazoa; Arthropoda; Insecta; Orthoptera; Acrididae
Exons: 1
Coding region: 1-522 (173 amino acids)
Source: RefSeq, a predicted model, not a curated record